CUUAUACUUCAUACUCUGUAACAAAGUAACACGUGCCUUCGCGUUUCCCGAAAUGGAUCGCGCGGGCCAAGAGGUUCGCGCCAGGAAAGGUGGUCAUCGAGUAAGCGCGAUCAUGCGCGGCUUCCGUUUCCGACGACGGUCAACUGCCCAUUUUCUCCCUUUUACCGUCCCGUAGAAAAAAGAGCCGGGGAAUGGGCUACCAACUUGAUCCAUUCACAACGCGACAACGAGACUGUGUUGUCGUUCUUCGAAGCGGGCAUCAGACCCCAGCCUGCAGCCUGCAGCCCGCAGCCCACCUACCACCCCGCGGCCGACCGUGACGAUCGAUCGCUAUGAACGAUGAUCGCGAAAGAUGCCGUCGCCCAAGAGAGCAGCUGAAGAGGCUGCGCUUUCCGGCAAGGUUGAAAGCCAGGACACGCAACAAGUUAUGGGCUUCUACCAUCAAGAGUUCGGUGUCGGCGUCUGUAGCAGUUCUCCGUCCCAGCCCUUACCCGCAGACGAGUUGCUGGCAGAGGUGCUAGCCGACGCCCAGAAACACCCGAGACCACCAAAAGUCCAUCAGCAGUUCGUUGGCAAGCCAUCGUCGAAACAGCCUACAAAUGCAUCAAAAGAAGUGGAAGUGCAGACAAAAUCGCGGGGUAGAGCCAAAAACCCCACCAUGGUUGGUAGCUGCAAGGGGGCCCGGGCCAAGGGUGUAGCAACCCGACCAGGGGGUAGCGUAUCCAGGGGGGCCAACGCGUCCAACAGUCGCGCUCCUGCUGAUACUACCACUACUGGGCAACUUCAGCCUGCCCUUGGCUCACAAAGCGCUGGUAGACCUGUUCAACAGCGGCACGACGACGCUGGCACACGCCUGACUUCAAAGACGGGGCUUCUUCCUGGGGCAGUCAAUCCAGCACAAUUGACUGCACCCAACGAUGAUGCCAACAACCCGAAUGACCCGACGUCACUGCCAGUCAAGCAGCCAAACCCACAAAGGCGCAACAUGGACCCCUCUCAAUCGCCGACCCAGUCGAACGAUGGGCGCAGCUACGAGCAGUACAUCUCUCGCGGGGACGAUAUGAUCUCGACGGACCCCGUUGAGCAGCCCGAGCUGGACACACAACAGACAUCCCAUUCUGGCGAUGGCGAGAGAACCCUGCAGGAAGAUGACACUUGUGCUGUCAACUUUCGCAACAUUGACGAGUACAGCGACAAUCUCUCGCCUGAUCGUUUCCCACGGAAUCCUGAGACGCCAGCGACGCAUAAGAACCCGUUUGCUGGAAGCAGGGCGCACUUGCUGCCUGCCUCACAGAUGUUUGGCCAGACUCAAGUCUCGUCGGCCUACAAGGUGGCCAGCCCUACCUCCUCACGGCCAUCACCUGAUGUCUUCCACCCGCAAAACGCCAUCUCCCCAAACAUUUUCAUCUCUUCGCCGUUGAAGAAUCUGGGUACGGGUCAGCAGCAGCUCCAAGGCGCCGCCUCGAGCCCCCAACUUUCCAUUCCCGAUGAUACCUCGCCACGCCACCACAGUGAUGGAGUGGUUGAUUUGACAGGCGCACCCGUUGAUUCAACUCCUUUGCAGCCAACGCGCACCUUCCCGAGGGGCCUGGCAGAAGAUUACGAGCCGUUGUACGCGUCUCAGCGACAGUUGGAGUCAUCUCCCCAGCAUGCUCCUGGGAAUGAGUCGGAAAGCGAUGCAAGCGAGGACGAUGCAAUACGCAGGCAUUACCAGGUACACUCCAAGCGAACCAAGGUGGACAGAAAGCUCGCAUCUAUCAAGUGCGAGCGCCGAUCUCCGUCCGAGGAAGCUGUAGUCCCUUCGACAAACACGAAGCGAGGCAACAAUCAGAAGACAGACUCACAGCAGUACCGCGAUCAAUGCGAGGGCAGGGCCGGCGACUAUUCUCAGACCACUGUGGAGGACUCACAAAACCGCCUUAUCAUUCCCUCUGGGGGAGACGACAGAGGGGACGCAGUAAUUGAUGAUUCGCAGGGCGGCAUGCCACCUCCAUCCGAGCAUGCUGCUCACAUGUCAAGCAACGAUGCUGUGGUAUUAGCAACUUUGCCAAACACGGCCCGGAGCGCUAUCGGGUCUCCUACUGACAAUCCAGAUGGCUCGCCCAGACCUCCGUCGAAAUCAACGCCCGAAUCACUGCUCAGAGCCAGUGCAACAGGAGAAGCUGGGCCAGAUCCCGUCCCAGAAACGAGCCCUGUCAUGCUACAACCAAGGCCUUUCGGCGAAAUCGGUCCGUUCUCAUCUGGCGGCGGUUCAAAACAAGAAUCCUUUACUGCUCUCUUGCCCAGUAGCCAUCCGACGAGCUCGCCGGAGAACCGUCACGCAGUCGAUCCAACCUCAUCAGGUGGCCGGGAUAUUUCAGGUUUAGAGGUCCACCCGCCGGCUAUGCGCCAGGGUAGAUCAGGGGUCGACGCCCCGAAUGCCACAUCUCGAGCAAGACGCAGGUGCUCGACUUCAAAGGGGUGUGUGGAUCAAGACUUUUUCGAGGUGGCGGACACGAGCCCUGUUAUCGGGUCUCGCCCAACCGUUCCGGCCUUGAAUACUAGAGCAAAGCUCCGCUCUUCGCGCAACCAAGGUCACAACACGAGCCCGCCAGUUCCCGGCAGCUCAGGUUCUUCUCUGAGUGCGUUGACAGUGACGCCCAAUGUCUCCAGCGAGACGACUCCUCUGACGGAGGACUCACCAGAUGGAGCAGACAAGCGGCUCGGCAUGACUGCUGAGCCUCAUACAUCAUCCCCCACUGCCGCUAAGGUCGGCCGCAACAGAGGCAGAGUGGCGGCGGUCAAGCCAAAACCUGCCGUGGCUUCCUCACGGAGCCUUCGCACAUCAACCAGGCGAUCCGCAACAUCAUUCGCCCGUGGGGCUUCUGUGUCAACGGACGAGCUAGGAAGAUCACCAGCGUCGUCAGCGUCAACAACUUUCGGACAGGCCGCGAUGUUGUCCAGGCUCGGCCGAAGGUCGCUAAGAGAGACCCCAGUUUCUCGAGACUCCAGUCGUGCGGGCGGAGCAAACUUGUUUGCAGGAAUGGCUUUUGCCGUCUCUUUUCAGGCCCAGCAGCGCGGUGAGACAGACAGUGACUACAACUCGAGAGCGGGCAAACAGAUGUUGGUGGAAACCCAGAUCAAGCAAGGGGGCGGAAGUAUUCUGGAGAGUGGGUUUGAUAAAUUGUUUGAGGCCAGAGCAGUCAAGCACGCCGGAGUGGCUUCGUCGAGGCCUCGGCCAGACGAGGAGAUCAAACUCACCGCCGCUGCGAGAGAGACUGGAUUCACUGCUCUUAUUGCGGACGGCCACUCACGAAAGGAGAAAUACAUGCAAGCGCUUGCCCUUGGCAUCCCUUGUAUCCACAAACGAUGGAUUACAAGGUGCAUCGAGAAACAAAAAUUGGUUGACUGGUCCGACUACCUUCUCUGCGCAGGCAAUUCGACGUUCCUCGGAGACGCCAUAAAGUCACGAACCAUGGUCGUGUACGACGCGGCGUCGGCCAAGCUGAGCGAGGUGAUCGAGACCCGAUCACGGCUGUUACGUGGAUCGCGGGUUCUUUUUGUGCUGCGGAAGCAAGACAAGAAUGAAAAGGAGGCGUAUGUCUUCCUCACACGUGUUCUUGGCGCAUCUGUCUCUAUUGUCUAUACGAUCAGCGAGGCUAGGAAGCAGCUCAAGGAGAGUGAGGAUACUGGUCGCCCUUACGACUGGGUCUACCCCGAUGAGAACAUAGGUGGCGGCAAUGCUCUCUUCACAGACAAGACGGGCUCGGCCUCCACGGCACCCGCUGCCAUCAGGAAGCGGAAGCGGAAAAGCACCACCGACGCCUGGAGUCCGAAAAAGAUCCGGACUUUGAGUGAUGAACUUGUCAUCCAGAGUCUCAUACUUGGGAGGCUGAUCGAGGAGGAUGAAAACAUUCGAGAAGAGUGAAUAUGGUACUUGUUCACCAGUGCAUCACGUGGCUCGGUUCAGGUUUUCAAACUGAAUGAGCCUUAGUUGGUAAUGUUUACGCACGGACGGUGUAUGAUAUGGUGAUUUAGUGGAAAAGUGCUUGGUAUAAGCAACCAAAGGACAGAUGGGGUCUGGAGUUGGGAAGUGAUGAUUGUUAUUUUGAGCAAAGGGGAAAAAAAGGAAAGCAGAACGGUUGCGGUGGUCUUAGUGGCCCAAACUACGUGUGUUCUGCUGACACGGAUGCCUGGAGUGGCUUCCAGAUUGGUAUGUGCCCAAGUAACAUACCUAGGUAAUUACAAUCAACAUCUUGCUCUGCUUUGCAGGAAAA
Diaporthe batatas is the source of this 4256-nucleotide messenger RNA. Its product is annotated as chromatin-binding protein RAD9. The transcript has a single exon. Bases 353 to 3907 code for a protein of 1184 amino acids. Gene Ontology annotation, cellular component: nucleus. The record is from RefSeq and is a predicted model, not a curated record. NCBI's taxonomy places the organism in Eukaryota, Fungi, Ascomycota, Sordariomycetes, Diaporthales, Diaporthaceae. Gene Ontology annotation, biological process: positive regulation of transcription by RNA polymerase II; DNA damage checkpoint signaling. Gene Ontology annotation, molecular function: histone binding.